Choloepus didactylus (southern two-toed sloth) is the source of this 1355-nucleotide messenger RNA. RefSeq names its product CD58 molecule (gene CD58). Bases 167 to 1000 code for a protein of 277 amino acids. NCBI's taxonomy places the organism in Eukaryota, Metazoa, Chordata, Mammalia, Pilosa, Megalonychidae. Gene Ontology annotation, molecular function: signaling receptor binding. The transcript has 7 exons. Gene Ontology annotation, cellular component: cell surface. The record is from RefSeq and is a predicted model, not a curated record.
CCGGCAGGUGGGUGGAGAAAGAGCAACGACUUGGGCGGGGAGUGAGAGACGGAGAGAAAGGGCGGGCAGCAGCUGGCUUUAGUUUUUAACGACUGGCGGAAGCGCUGCGGCCGAGCUGAGAGUGCGCGGGCCUGGGGACCUCGCGCACAGGCCACCCCGAAGCGCCAUGGCCGCGGGGAGCGCCCCUGGGCGGAUCCUGGAGGCCUUCAGUGUGGUCUGCCUGCUGCUUCGAUUCGGUUUCAUCAGCUGUGAUUCCCGAACAUUAUUUGGAACUGUGAACAAGAAUAUAACGUUCCGUCUACCGUCUCAUUCAGCUUUUACAGAAAUCAUGUGGAAAAAGCAAAAAGAUAAAGUCGUAGAGUGGGAUGAAAAUUCUGAGGUCACAUAUUUCCCACCUUUUCAAGAUAGGAUCCAUUUAGACACUGUGUCUGGUGACCUCACCAUCUUCAAUUUAAUAUCCUCAGAUGAAGGUCGUUAUGAAGUUGAAUCCCAGAGUAUUAAAGAUAACAUCACAUUCUCUCUUCGUGUGGUUGAGCCUCUUCCAUCCCUGGAACUAAAUUGUACAUUGAUUGGUGAAAACAUUGUAGUUCAAUGUUGGCUCCAGAAACCUAUCAACAGCCAUCCAGAGCUUAUAGAGUAUUCAUGGGAGUGUCCAUCAGUACAAUGUAAAAAUAACUCAGAACGUGAGAUGUAUUUUAGGAAGGAGGAUGAUCUUUCACAGGAAAUACAGUGUAUUGUAAAUAAUAAAGUAUCUGAAAAGAAGUCAUCAAUUGCUUUGGCCACCUGUAACUCAGCAGUUCCUUAUUUGAGUCGUGUACAUGUGCUUUUACCAGCAUUUAUAGCAGUAACUAUAAUUUGUGUAAUUAUAGUGCUGUAUAUGAGAGGUCUUCUGAGAUGCGGCAGAAGGACAGGCAGAGCUACAAAGAAGCCAGAAACAACAGAAAUGUUGACCUUUUGCACCCUGAAGACGGUGGCAUCACCAAGCGUAGCAGAAGAGUAAGACAGGGCCCCUGCUUGGGAAGAAACAUGAUGGAUUUGUGCUUUGCUCCGUUGAGGAUAAUGGAAGAUGAAAUCAUUGCGUGGCUAACUGAAUUAUUUAAGUAACUUUGACAUGUCAUCUGAUAUACCAAUUCGAGUAUUACAUCAUCUCUGCAGAAGCUUUGGAAGUCUAACCAGGUCCCUCAUCUGCAGCUAUUUUGAAAGAAGAAAUAUCAGCUAACAAACAACAAGCAUUAGUUCCUACUUCUUACGUGCAGUAUACAAUGGGUGACCACUUUCAGCUCGCUAAACUGUUUCCACUGGAAAGUUGUAAAUUUAAUAAAUAAUGUAAUAAAUGUAAAUAUGUACAUAAGUAA